CCGAUUUGACCUAAACAGUGAAGAUGUCAGAUUGGAAAAGCAUCAUACCAAAAAAAUUCAACAACUGGUUUGUCUUUAUUGGGGUUUUCUUCGUUGUAUCACACUUCAGCGGUAAAUUCCUGGUGAAAUAUGUCAUAAAACCCGACGACAAUGUUGCCAAGGAAGAUGAAAACUGAGACGAGCAGCACUAACAGUAAUUGACACAGUUUGUGACCUACAUAUUAAAUUAACAAGAAGAAAUUAAGUCAUGAAGGCAAAGCAAAAGAAGACAUCUACUUUGACAAAGACCAGAAUGGUAAAGCCAAAGAAGUAUCAGAAAAAGUAUGCAGCUAAUGCCAGGUCUCAAAUAAAGAAUUCCACAGCUAAUGCCAGGUCUCAAAUAAAGAAUUCCACAGCUAAUGCCAGGUCUCAAAUAAAGAAUUCCACAGCUAAUGCCAGGUCUCAAAUAAAGAAUUCCACAGCCAUACGGUCUUCCAGUAAGCAAUCAAAGCAAAAUAUUAUAAAGAAGAAAGGGAGUGUUAAACUGAAUUCCAAGAAAAAACCAGUUGCUCUAUGUUUGAAGAAAAAAAUGAAGGCUGAUUCCUCAAAACAAAAAACAUCAAGAAAAACAAGUAUAAAGUCAAAGUUAAAUGCCCAGGAUGCUAAUGCAGCGUCUUGUAGUAGUGGAACCAAACCACCUAGUAAGAAAAGGCGUAUAAUUCCUCCUUGCACUCGAAAAACCCGGGCAAUGCUUUCGAAUGAACUUGGAGUUACACGCUUUACAUUGGACAAUGUUUUAAACUGCAAAUGCCCAGCAAGCCAGCAUUACACUUUCUACAUUGACGGGAAGAAGAAUCACGGAUGCAGCUGCGGAAAAAGAUUGUUCGAGUUCCUGAAAUUGACUGGACGCUUGGAAUCGAAAGAACCUGUGAUCGAGAACGCUGAAGAUAACUUUGCUAAGCUCUCAAUUGAAAUUCUGUGUUAUAUAUUCCAGUUUUUGUCUUUAAGAGAGUUGCUGAGGAUGGAGUCCUUGUCUACCAAAAUUCAGAAAGCUGUAAGAGCAAGACUCAAGCUUAUGAAAGACAUAGACUUGAUGGAAGAUAUUGCCGAUAGAAGAUUGUUUGAGGACGGUUUAAAAGGCCUAACAAACUUUUCCUUAAUGAGACUGAUUGCCAAGCUUCCCAAUGUUCAGAACAUCUUUAACUUUCAUCCAACAUUAGAUGGUAAAAAUGACUUGACUCUCCUUGGAAUUGCUGCUGCCCUAAUGUCUUCAAAGACAUUACAGGGGAUUGAGAUAUCAAACCUGGACCUUCUGGGGCUGAUAAGUGUGGAUGCUCCACAUUUGAAGAUCCUUGGUCAGUUUUCCAAUCGUCUUCGGUGUUUUCCUAGCGAAGUUAUGCCUUGUAAUGUCUUGGUAGCUGAAACAAAAGUAACCAGUCUGCAUUUAGUGGGUUGUAACCUGUUUUACUUACCACCAAUGGAUGCUCAUCUGGAGCAUUUGUAUCUAAGGUUUGUGAAGUUCACUAACCCGUCGCCGUUCAAAGAUUUCUCUGCAGUGAAGCUGAAAUCCUUCACGUAUGCCCACUGUAUUGGUCCAGACAGCACCAUGAAGUACAUACCACUGCUCAGUGCCCUGGCGGAUGCCCCUGGGCUGGCUAGACUGGAACUCCAGGGGAUUCCUUUCCUGAGUGGCAUCAUACAGAACAUCUGUGAGGACAAUUGGGAGAACGGUGGCUUCCGUCGGCUGAGAAGUAUCAUGUUUGGCUCGUGUAAGAACCCACUCGACUCUGACCUUGGAUACCUCAUUGUCACCUCUGCAGCUUACCUGGAGUCGCUGUAUAUCCAGCCUUCACUGACCAAGGAUGCGUUCUUCACAGCUCUCUCUGUAGCAGAUGUCACUAUCAACCCAGGCUUUGAAAAGCUGUGUCUGGGUUGGACAGACACCUUCCCCUACCCUGACAGAGAUGUGUGGACCAAUGCCCGACUGUCUGCGACCGGUUUUCAGGAGGAGCUAGACUCGGUAGCCUGGAUAACGGACGCAGGCAUGAGGAUGGUGGGGCAGAACUUCGCAGGGACUCGCACCCUAGAGAUCAGCCACUGUCCCCUGCUCUCCAACCCCAUACUCUGGUUCACUCCAGGUCAGCAGGUGUUUCACCACGUGUCCGAGGUCACACUACGUGACUGCCACGGGCUGAAGUGUGAGAGACUGAUCUCCCUGCUCACCUUUCUGCCCACUCUGGAGUAUCUCACGCUGGUAGACAUGUUUAAGGAACCACCCAAAGGGUGCUCCAGGGUAGGCCUGUCAGCAGGUACAGGACUGGGUGCUGCAACCUCAUUGAUGAACAACACCAUAGGCGGGGCCUAUGUCAUGGAGCCCCCUGGGGGUCUCAACAACAACAACCAUGGACCGCAGGGGCACCAGCAUGCCAACAACAACAACAACCAGGAUCACCAUGGAAACCCAGGUCAAAAUCCAGCACAUGACAAUCAAGGUCAAGGUCAUGAAGAUGUUGAUAGUGAGUCCAGUGACUCCGAUUCAGCCAGUGAAAAUGAAGGUGAUGAGGAUAAUGCCACCAAUCGGAAUGCUGCUAGGAAUGAAGGUGGUUACAACUUGAGGACUGGUCCAAGAGGAUCGUCUUCAACGAGUAGUCAAGAUAAUAAUGGUUCUGAUUUAAAGAAACAAAGCAGAAGAGCGUCUCAAAGACUUUCAUCCAGACGCAGCAACAGUGACCUAAACUCCCCCGGCCUGUCACGGGUAGAGGCAUCCCCUGGGGGAAGGGAAAGUGCCUGCGCUAGCUCUAGUAGGGGAACGGGGCAAUCCAAGGUGGUGUCAAAGAAGGGAAAAGCCCUGGUGACUAGGCACGGACUUGUGAGCAAGGUGAAGUCCAGUGUGAAGCAAGCGGAAUGUGAAGAAGUGACGGAGAAAGACACAGCGUCACCUGAGAAUAGUGUACUUACCAAGAAAAAAGGACCAAGAGCAUGUAUAUGCAAGAAAGUCAAGCAAGACAUUGGCUGCCAAGUGAAUUAUGAGGAAAUCAAGAACAGCCGACAGCAGAUCUCAAAGGCAAGGGUCAAGAAACGCUCAAGAGACAAGAUAAUUGUACCAGGCAAGUUCCAGUCCCAGUGUGCAGCCAAGGCCCCUGUGUGCCCACGUCACAAGGGUGAAGGUCACUUUGGGGUCAAGGUCAGGACGUGUGACAAGAAUGACAGCACACGUGACCCUGUAUGGGAGGAGGAUGAGCGCAGGGCCAUGGUGUUCCUACAUCGCAGACUGUGCUACCUACAGCUGGAUAAUGUUGGGAUCACAGAUAUAGAUAUUGUGUGCUACAACCUGAAAACUCUCACUAUCACGAGGUGUGCCACACUGAAGGUGGUGACUUUCAAGGAGGCUUCGUUCCUGGAGAAUGUCCACGUUUCUCAGUGUCGUAAACUGGAGGAAGAACUGCUACUGGAGAGUCUGUACAAGCUACCACCAAAUAGGAGCAAGUUUGUGUCCCUCAGGCCCAUGCACUAUACCAAUGAGAACCUGUUCCAUGACCUGAUGUUCUACAACGAUUUUCUGGGCUACAACUUUGGCACUCUGAUGAUGUUCGACUACAGUGCCACCCCCUCGCACACUGCCUACAACAAACACAGGAUGAAGUCCUGGAAGACACCCAUGGAGAAACUGGCAAGGGAGGUAGUCGAUGACUAUGGAUGGUGCCUAUUUCAUCAGAUGGACCCCCCAAACAAAGGACUCUUCAAACAGAAUGGUAAGAGUAUCGAUGGGAGUGAAUGGAGCCUUCACAUGGACGUGCCCUGGAUCAACAUGCUGUCCCAGUGUGAGGACAUGGAGUCACAGAACAUACAAAACAAAGACUGGCUUAGAGAGGGUGUAUACUGUCCUGAGGCCAAGGGUCACUUCAGUUUCUCGGACAUCUAUGGUGACCUGCAGGAUCAGCUCGAGGGUAUACCCCCUGACCAGGCUGGGCUCUACAUGCACAAUAUACUGACCUAUGUUAACAUGUGUGACAUUAGUGGCGUACCAAAAGAAGAUGCUUUAAGUUUUGCAUAGUUUCUGACUUGUGCAUGUGUGACAUUAAUGGUGUACGAUCAGAAGAUGCUCUGAGUUUUGCAUAGUUUCAGUCAAGAUCGGCCAAGAUUAUAAAUGGAUAACAUACAUACUUAUUUUAACAAGUGUUACAAUAAUGCCAUUAACAGAAGAUGCUCUGAGUUUUGCAUAGUUUCCAAAAAAUUCAAACAAUUAGUGAACCAGAUGUGAAUAGGACUCUCCAUGCUCAACAGACUUACUUGUAGAUGUGUGACAUUAUUGGCGUACCAACAGAAGAUGCAUUGAGUGUUGCAUUAUUACUGACUUUAAUGGAACCAGGUGUGAAUAGUCUUUGUGGUAAUUAACAGUUUUACAUGCACAAUAUACUUAGGUAGGUUAAUAUGUGUGUCAUAAAUUGCGUACAGAGAAGUCUCUGUGAUUUGCAUAUGAUUAUAUUCAUACCCAUAAUAUGUGCUACUUGAUUUUUACUUAGUUAUUGUAGUUUCAGCUGAUAAUUGUCUAUAAAGAAAGUCUGUUGAAUCUUAGGCAAAGCUAGUCAAGGCUUGUCAAACUUAAAAUGUCAAGCAAAUUUGUCCAGACUAUUUUGGUUGUUGGAAUAUUCUAAAGAAAAAUAAAGCCCUUAAUUUAUUGGCCAAAGUAAAGCUGUUUGAUGUUGAAAUUUUCCGAAGACUGUGAUUAUUCUGUACAUUUCCUGUAGUUCUAAGAGUAUGCAUGUCUUACAAUAUUAUUGACCCAAAAUUUCAUAGUAUACAAUACAAUACGCCUAAAGAUUUGCCCAGUUUUAAUCUUGUAGAUCUAUGACUGCCAUAGUAAAUAGAACAUUGAGCCAUGUACUUGUUUCAAUCCUCUAUAUAUACCAUGUAUAGUAUUGCUGACUUAAAAUAACAUGUUAAAGUUAAAUUAUGUUGGGAAAAGUAUUCUGACAUUCAUCUGCUGCUAGAUUGAACAUUGAAUCAGUAUUAUGUCAAUUAUAAUUGGUGCUUACUGUUUCUAUUGUGAAAUUAUUCUGUAUAAAAUGAUGUUGAAAUUUAUGAUUUAUGAUAAUCUAUGGGUACGAUUCAGCUAUUUAUUCUGCUAUUUAGUAUGUAAAUUAAAUGUUAGACAUGCAUAAUUAUACAAUAUGCAUAAUACAUGCUAAUAGUGAUAUUUUGAACACAAAACAUUCCACGCUUGAAAGACUAGAUAAAUUUAACUAGUAAAAUGUCAAAUGUUAAAAUAUUGCUGACCUAAGCACACAUGAGGAAUGAUUUUGAACAAGAUUUUGAUCCUCAUAUAUUAUGAUAAGUAUUUUCACAUUUUGUUUCAUAAAACUUUGUUGGUCAUUUUUCAAGAAACGCAUGGAGAAAUAGGGAAUAUAAUAUCGCUGUAAUACAUGCAAUUACAUGGCUUGCUAGAUGUUCAUAUGUGUAUGAAUGUAACAUUUUAUAUCAGAAUACACUUUGGCAUUUGUAUUUUAUUAGUUCACAUGUAUUUGUUGACAAUAUAAUACGUCACUAUAAUGUGAAUAUACCACAUCAUAUGACUUUAUGGAUUAGAAGAUAUAUAACAUUAUGUGAGUUUUGGAUAAAGAGCAAGUUUAUCAUGCGAGGCUUAGAAACCAUGGUUAUUUCUUCCCCUUUUACAGUAAUAAUAAUAAAAUAUCGCAUUUUUGGACGAUUUUAUCUUUCUGUAGUUGACAAAAACAUAUUCUCCAAUGUUCGGAAAACCCCAAAUCUGAUCUAAAAAUAGCGAUAGUAUUAAGCUAAAGUUUAUACGAUCGUAGUUAUACCUUGGAUUUUCAUCUGGUAAUAGAAUAAAAGUAUUAACGAUUUUAUUAUUUAUUAGACAGCUUUUAUGCCCCCCGGAUCAAAUGAUCGGGGGUAUAUUGUUUUUGGCCUGUAGUAUUGUAUGUGUCUGUCUGUCAUUGUAUGUGUAUGUCACAAACUUUAACCUUGGUUAAACAUUUGCAAUAACUUUGAUGAUAGCAACUUGAUAUUUGGCAUGCAUGUGUAUCUCAUGGAGCUGCACAUUUUGAGUGGUGAAAGGUCAAGGUCAAGGUCACUCCAAGGUCAAAGGUAAAAAAAAACUAUUUCAAAAACUGUAACCAAAACUUAAACCUUCUUCAUAACUUUUGCAAUAACUUUGAUGAUAGCAACUUGAUAUUUGGCAUGCAUGUGUAUCUCAUGGAGCUGCACAUUUUGAGUGGUGAAAGUUCAGGGUCAUGGUCAUCCUUCAAGGUCAAAGGUCAAAUAUAUUGCUUCAAAGCGGCGCAUUAGGGGGCAUUGUGUUUCUGACAAACACAUCUCUCGUUGUACGUCAUAUUAAACUUUCACUGGUU
Dreissena polymorpha is the source of this 6347-nucleotide messenger RNA. Its product is annotated as F-box only protein 38-like. The transcript has 17 exons. Bases 248 to 4033 code for a protein of 1261 amino acids. Lineage: Eukaryota; Metazoa; Mollusca; Bivalvia; Myida; Dreissenidae. The record is from RefSeq and is a predicted model, not a curated record. Gene Ontology annotation, molecular function: protein binding. Gene Ontology annotation, cellular component: nucleus; cytoplasm. Gene Ontology annotation, biological process: protein K48-linked ubiquitination; SCF-dependent proteasomal ubiquitin-dependent protein catabolic process.